UUUUGCAUUGACUCUCUCAUGGGCCCAGCCCUGUCUAAUUGCCUAUAUUUCUACCUAACUUAGCUGUCUAUAUCACUUUCACUCAUUCCUACCUCAAGAAACUUCAGAGGAAAAAAAAAAAUAAACUGGGCUUGUAUUCUGAAGCUGCAUUUUGUUUCUUCAAAAUAUGAUUUUAAAAAUCUUUAUUUCCUGUUCUCCUUUCUAUCUAGUUUUCACUUCUAUCCUACCUCAGCUCCACCAAAAGCAUGAGAAAAAUCCAGGUUGGCAAGGGAUGCCCUUUCUGACCAGAGUCAAAGUUCCCCUGCUGCCUGUUGAGAGCAGCUCGCCUAUUGGCUCCCGGGACCCACCCCUUCAGGGUUCCACCCUGUGGUGCAGCUCUGUGAGGACAUUCCUUGGGAGACUGAGGGUCACCACAGCACCAUGACGGAGUCUAGCAAGCCCAUCCUCUAUUCCUAUUUCCGAAGCUCCUGCUCGUGGAGAGUUCGAAUCGCUUUGGCAUUGAAAGGCAUCAACUAUGAGACAGUGCCCAUCAACCUCAUAAAAGAUGGGGGGCAACAGUUCUCUGAGGAAUUCCAGACACUGAAUCCCAUGAAGCAGGUGCCAGCCCUGAAGAUUGAUGGAAUCACCAUUGGCCAGUCACUGGCCAUCAUUGAGUACCUGGAGGAGACUCGGCCCACUCCACGACUCCUGCCUCAAGACCCAAAGAAGAGGGCCAGUGUGCGCAUGAUUUCUGACCUCAUCGCUGGUGGCAUCCAGCCCUUGCAGAACCUGUCUGUCUUGAAGCAAGUGGGAACGGAGAACCAGCUGUCCUGGGCUCAGAAUGUCAUCUGUUCUGGCUUUGACGCUUUGGAGCAGAUCCUGCACGGCACAGCGGGGAAGUUCUGCGUGGGAGAUGAGGUGUCCAUGGCCGACCUGUGCUUAGUUCCUCAGGUGGCAAAUGCUGACAGGUUCAAGGUUGAUCUCAACCCCUACCCUACCAUUAGACGGAUCAAUAAGACACUGCUGGCCCUGGAGGCCUUCCAAGUGUCUCACCCCUGCCGGCAGCCCGAUACACCUGCUGAGCUGAGGGCCUAGCUCCCAACCCCGCCCCACUGGCACGAGGCAGGCACAGGAGCAGACAGGUGCUGAGUGCGCUGACACAAGUGAGGCGUAAGUGGUGAGGCAGGAGACUUGAACUCCAGUCCUUGGAUCUGAGCUGUAGCUGUAGGUCUGCUUUUCCCCUGAACUUUGUUCUGCCUCAAUCCUACAAUCUGUCAAAUGUCUGAAAUAUUACCUGCUGUCUGGGUCAUGGGAUAGUCAUGAAGACAAAAUGAAAAUGGAUUAAAUGCCUGGCAAGUUUACCAGCGCACCAUAAGGAACCCUGGACUCGUCUUCUCAUCCGCUGUUAACAGUACUCCAGAGAAUGCUCAGACUGCAGUCCGGUCAUUCCCAGCCCUCCAGCUUGUUCAGUAAGAUGGAGCUGAGGUCCAGAAGAGUAACACUGCCCCUAGCUGGAAUCCGUGUGUCUGGAUUCAGGAAGUUAGCCAGCCACUUGGCUGCCCUGAAAGCCAAGGGCAAGGAAGAGAAAUAGCCCAAAGGCCUGCUUGAGAAACAGGAUCCAGGAGAACAAAUACAAGAAUCAGGAAAGGAAGCAUGUGGCAGCCCGCCGAAUUCCCAGGGCUAAAAGCGUUCCACUUCAGCCCAGAGAGGCAAGUUGACCGUUUUCUGCAGGAGCAGCAUUCUCUAGACCCGUCUCUGCGUUAGGCGGUUCCAUAAACCGAGUCACAAAUGGUCCUGGCAUUGGGAGGCAGACUCCCCUCAGGGGAGCAUGAACAGCGGUUUGAGCUCAGGAGACUGGCCAGUGACAAUUCACCACGGGCUGUGCUGGGGGGAACAAGCCCCCGAGCUUGGCAAUGCUCGGGCAGAACUAGAGCCACCUCUUGGCAGAGUUUUUGCAGGGAGAUUGGUGAGACAAAAUGACCUUUUAGAGCCUACCUGAGAUUUCAUUUUUCCUAUUUGGCUUUUCGACAGCUAAGGUUUUAUGUGUCUGAUUCAAAUGGAAGCCACCUUUCAACCACAUGCCCCUUUUCUCCACCUCAGUCCAGGGCACCUGGUUUCCCCUUCAUCCUGGGCUUGUGGCCUCACUUCUCAUAAAUGACCUGGUUCCAAACUCUAGAAUGACCAAAGUGAGCCACUCUUCCCCAAGGCAGGUUUGUCCCUGCAAACCCAAAGACAGAAAGAUAGAUUACACAGGGCAAGGAUGAAGGAGACCCAGCGAUACUUCCUGUCCCGCCCUGCUGCCACCUGGAUCCUCUUCCUUAAUUACUGUAGACUUGUUUGGCUCCCUUGGUCUCUCCACAAGAAACCUCUACUUGGUAAAAGACUAAUCUCAGCCCAGAAACCAGGAAUUAUCACCUGAUUUAGAUGUCUGAAAUGAAGGUGGAUUUUUCAGGAGGACGAAUUUGGAGGGGGGGGCCCACACUUCAGGUAUGUUCCUGCCGCUCUUUCUGCAUCAUGUGUCCCUGCACCUGGAAAGGUGGCAGGAGCAGAGGAGCAGCAGGCCAGCUUCAGGGGCUGGCUUGGCCACUGGGGCUGCUGCCACCACUCUCCUAGAAUAAGGAGGCACCUAGCUCUGCCCCCACCAACAGGUGCUUUUGUGAGCCCAGCUGACCCUAAGGGAUUUGCAGCACUGCUCAAGGUACCAGGUUCCCCCACCACCUUCCUCUGCUCAGUCUCCAAGGAACAGAAGUGCAAGAGACAUCUGCAAGUGAGAGAACUAGACAGAAUCCACAUCUGGAACAAGGUACAGAAACACAGACAACCUGAGGCCCCUCCUCCUGCCCUAUAUGUUUCUAGAAAGAACUAGAUAUAAUGAGGCCUGACCUGUUCCUAGAAUAAAAUAAUCUUGAAGCCUGGACCACUCCAGGUAGCAGUGACCUUGCCUUUGCUUCUGUUCAGCCUGCCAACAUGCAGGGAGCCCUCCCAGGUGACCCAGCUAGAAGCUGGGAUGUGUGCAGGUGUGACCAGAAAUACAACAGACAUGGCUCUUACUGAUUA
Molecule: messenger RNA, 3036 nt
Organism: Chinchilla lanigera (long-tailed chinchilla)
Lineage: Eukaryota; Metazoa; Chordata; Mammalia; Rodentia; Chinchillidae
Gene: Gstz1
Product: glutathione S-transferase zeta 1
Exons: 9
Coding region: 421-1074 (217 amino acids)
Biological process (GO): L-phenylalanine catabolic process; glutathione metabolic process
Cellular component (GO): mitochondrion; cytoplasm
Molecular function (GO): maleylacetoacetate isomerase activity; glutathione transferase activity
Source: RefSeq, a predicted model, not a curated record